AUGAAGGAGACUGGAAACAGAACGGGAUCCAGAGGGAGACCCACUGAUGACAACUCCAGAGGCAGACCCACUGAUGACAACUCCAGAGGCAGACCCACUGAUGACAACUCCAGAGGCAGACCCACUGAUGACAACUCCAGAGGCAGACCCACUGAUGACAACUCCAGAGGGAGACCCGCUGAUGACAACUCCAGAGGCAGACCCGCUGAUGACAACUCCAGAGGCAGACCCGCUGAUGACAACUCCAGAGGCAGACCCGCUGAUGACAACUCCAGAGGGAGACCCGCUAAUGACAUCUCCAGAGGGAGACCCGCUGAUGACAUCUCCAGACGUAGACCCGCUGAUGACAACUCCAGAGGCAGACCCGCUGAUGACAACUCCAGAGGGAGACCCGCUAAUGACAUCUCCAGAGGGAGACCCGCUGAUGACAUCUCCAGACGUAGACCCGCUGAUGACAUCUCCAGAGGGAGACCCGCUGAUGACAACUCCAGAGGGAGACCCGCUGAUGACAACUCCAGAGGCAGACCCGCUGAUGACAUCUCCAGAGGGAGACCCGCUGAUGACAACUCCAGAGGGAGACCCGCUGAUGACAACUCCAGAGGCAGACCCGCUGGUGACAUCUCCAGAGGGAGACCCGCUGAUGACAACUCCAGAGGCAGACACGCUGAUGACAACUCCAGAGGCAGACCCGCUGAUGACACCUGA
Molecule: messenger RNA, 705 nt
Organism: Salvelinus namaycush (lake trout)
Lineage: Eukaryota; Metazoa; Chordata; Actinopteri; Salmoniformes; Salmonidae
Product: circumsporozoite protein-like
Exons: 1
Coding region: 1-705 (234 amino acids)
Source: RefSeq, a predicted model, not a curated record